Prorocentrum cordatum is the source of this 756-nucleotide messenger RNA. NCBI's taxonomy places the organism in Eukaryota, Dinophyceae, Prorocentrales, Prorocentraceae. The record is from the annotation of a GenBank genome assembly.
AUGCCUGUGGACGUGUUCAAGCGCUUUCUGCCGAGGGCGUGGUCCGCGCUGCCAUUCUUCCAGCAGCUGGACGAGCUUGAGGGCAUCCCGGUGAUCAACGUGCACCUGUGGUUCGACCGCAAGCUGAAGAACAUCGACGCGCUCUGCUUCAGCCGCAGUCCUCUCCUCUCCGUGUACGCGGACAUGAGCACGUGCUGUAAGGAGUACAAGGACGACGACAGGUCGAUGCUGGAGCUCGUGUUCGCGCCCUGCUCGCCGGCCGCAGGCAGCAGCGUCAACUGGAUGUCGAAGAGCAACCAGGAGAUCGUGGACGCGACGCUGGGGGAGCUCCAGCGGCUGUUCCCGCUGGAGAUCGGCGCGCACCUCCCUGGCGGGGGGGCCCAGCUGCGGAAGUCCGCGGUGGUGAAGGUCCCGCGCAGCGUCUACGCCGCCACGCCCGGCCGCAACAAGUACCGGCCAUCGCAGGAGACGCCGGCCCGAAACUUCACGCUGGCUGGGGACUGGACGAGCCAGAAGUUCCUCGGCAGCAUGGAGGGCGCGGUGCUCGCCGGCAAGCUGGCGGCGGAGGUCGUCUGCGACCGGGCGGCGGGGCGACCGACAAAGGGCGUGAAGGCGGUGCCGGAGCACGUCCUGGAGGCCUCGGGCGGCCGCGGCGCCCGGGAACCCGCGGGCGUGAAUGGCAGCACGCCCGUGGCGUUCGGCGGGGGCGCGGUCUUGGACCCCGGGGGCUCAGACGGCGUGGCGCGGCACCCCUGA